Sabethes cyaneus is the source of this 1635-nucleotide messenger RNA. RefSeq names its product potassium/sodium hyperpolarization-activated cyclic nucleotide-gated channel 1-like. Lineage: Eukaryota; Metazoa; Arthropoda; Insecta; Diptera; Culicidae. The coding region runs from base 13 to 1635 and encodes 540 amino acids. The record is from RefSeq and is a predicted model, not a curated record. The transcript has 8 exons.
UACCUGCGACGGAUGUGCUACCUGGAUCAAACAAGUCCUUUGAGUCGGGAAGUCUUUCGCAGUGAUACAGCUAUGAAACGGGAGAUUUCGCGGCACAUCAGUUUCUAUGCGAGCACGAUACAUCCUUUCAGUUAUUUACGGUUUUACUGGGAAUGUAUCAUGAUCGUUACGUUUGCCCUUGCUUUCAUAGUCCUGCCGUACGAUGUAGUCUACCUGUAUCAUCCUGAUGAGUACGAUGUCCUGUCCUGGUUUCAUGUACUCGUUUUAUGCGUUGAUUUCAUCUGCCUAAUUGACAUUUGUUUCAACAUCCGGACCGGCUACUACGUGAAAGAGCGGCAAUAUGUCGAACUGAGCUCCCGAAAAAUAGCCAAUCGUUACGUACGGUUUUGGUUCUGGGUUGAUCUGAUAAGCUCGGCACCUGAUCCGCUGUUUUCGCAUUACAUUGUACCCAAACAUGCCUUGCAUCACCCGUUUAUCGGAUGUCUUAACAAACGGGAGUUACAUUUUGGAUGUUUCUGGGAUUCAUGGAAAGUGCUUUCGGUCAUGAAAAUUUUCCGUCUACCGACCUUUCUGCGCUACGUUAGCAACGUAUUCAAACGAUUUCGUAUUCGCCGAAAUGUGCUUAAGUUCACAUCGGUCGCUACUAUUAUUUUGCUGUCCUUCCACUGGAUGGCAUGCAUAAUAUUUCUGGUGCCACGCUUGGCUCAAGGAACCGAUCCGGAACUGAUCGAUCCACAGUCCUGGACUGUGAAGGAAGAUCUAUGGAGCGAAGAGCCGAUUAAGCGUUAUAUCGAAGCACUGGCCCGAACGGUUUAUAUGUUAGCCAUGGUGACCCACUCUAUCGACCUAUUCAUGACUGACGAAGACGUUGUGAUGGACAUCUUUGCCAUAAUUCUAGGAUAUGUACUAAAAAUUUUCAUUAUUGCGGAGUUGCUCAUAUUCAUCAGAAUCAUGUUUUCUAGUACCACGAAGUAUCACGAACAACGACACGAACUGCAAAACUACAUUCGACACGAGCAGCUUCCGGCACCGUUGCAUAAACAAUUGCUCCAAUACUACAACUACAGGGUGGCUAAUUUGUACAGUAGGAAACCGAUGAUUGAUCAAGUAACCGGCGAUCAGUUCCAGCUUGCUAUUCGAGAGGAUGUUGGUGGCCCUUUGAUAAACGAAGUUACACUAUUCCGUAGCACCCUGCCGGCGGACGUGAUUCGUAAACUUCUGUCGGAAUGUAGGUACCAAAUUUUUCUAAAAGAUGACCUAGUGGUAAACGCGGCUCGGGGUAGCGCAUGUUCGGACAUGGUGUUCGUCAUUCGUGGCACGGUCGCCAUCUAUACCAGUACGUGGCACGAAGUACUUCACCUGGAGGAUGGUGAACAUUUCGGUGAAUAUCAGCUGGUUCUGGAUGACCCCGACAUUAAACAUUCAAAUAUUGUGGCAAUCGAAACUAGUGAAAUAUACAUUCUUGAUAAGUCGACCUUUAAGGAGAUAAUUUCACAAUAUCCAGUCUUGCACGAACAGAUUAGGUUUUUAGCACGUGAGCGCUACGAUGCGUUAGUUGCUUUGGAGAAAAAUUUAGUGCUAGAAACCAUUGAAGAAGCUGAAACUAUAAGACGCACCAGAAAAUUUUACCAGUAA